GGUAAGCAGAGGCAGGAAUAUAAGGAGGGAAACACUGGGCUGGUUGUCUCACUGCAGCACCAUGGCAUUCCUUCAGCUCCUCUCCUGCCUGGCCUUUGUGGCUGCAGCCUCAGGCUGUGGUGUCCCAGCCAUAGAGCCAGCCCUCAGUGGUCUGGCCAGAAUUGUCAAUGGCGAAGAUGCAGUUCCCGGUUCCUGGCCUUGGCAAGUGUCUCUGCAGAGAGGAGGAUCCCACUUCUGUGGGGGCUCCCUCAUCAGUGAGAACUGGGUGGUUACAGCUGCUCACUGCGGUGUCAGGACAACUGACAAGGUGGUUGCUGGACAGUUUAACCUGAAAUCUAAUGAUGAUAAUGUCCAAGUUCUGAACAUAGCCCAGGUUUUCAAGAACAAAAAGUUUAACAUGCUCACCGUUAGCAAUGACAUCGCCCUGUUGAAGCUGGCUACCCCUGCGACCUUCCAAGAGACUGUGUCCUCCGUCUGCCUCCCCAGUGCCACUGAUGAUUUCCCUGCAGGCACCACCUGUGUUACUACUGGCUGGGGCAAGACCAAGCACACCGCUCUCAACGUCCCAGACAAGCUCCAACAGGCAGCUCUGCCCCUGAUCUCCAAUGCUGAGUGCAAGGAAUUCUGGGGGAGCAAAAUCAAAGACACUAUGAUCUGUGCCGGAGCCAGUGGUGUUUCUUCCUGCAUGGGUGACUCUGGUGGCCCCCUGGUCUGCCUGAAUAAUGGUGCCUGGACCCUGGUUGGCAUUGUCUCCUGGGGAAGUGGCACCUGUUCCACCAGCAGCCCUGCUGUGUACUCCCGGGUCACCGAACUCCUCCCCUGGAUCGAGGAAACCCUGUCCAGCAACUGAGCUGUUUAAGAAAAGAUGCCUCUCCUUGCAGCUCUUCCCUUCCCCUACCUCCAAUAAAUGCAUCUAUGCAAGAUCA
Dromiciops gliroides (monito del monte) is the source of this 926-nucleotide messenger RNA. RefSeq names its product chymotrypsinogen 2-like. The transcript is spliced from 7 exons. The coding region runs from base 62 to 850 and encodes 262 amino acids. Gene Ontology annotation, biological process: proteolysis. Gene Ontology annotation, molecular function: serine-type endopeptidase activity. The record is from RefSeq and is a predicted model, not a curated record. Lineage: Eukaryota; Metazoa; Chordata; Mammalia; Microbiotheria; Microbiotheriidae.